Molecule: messenger RNA, 1094 nt
Organism: Pogoniulus pusillus (Red-fronted tinkerbird)
Lineage: Eukaryota; Metazoa; Chordata; Aves; Piciformes; Lybiidae
Gene: HSPB2
Product: heat shock protein family B (small) member 2
Exons: 2
Coding region: 35-580 (181 amino acids)
Biological process (GO): protein refolding; negative regulation of apoptotic process; response to heat
Cellular component (GO): cytoplasm; nucleus
Molecular function (GO): structural constituent of eye lens
Source: RefSeq, a predicted model, not a curated record
UUGGAAGGUGCUGGGGAGGUUUCCCUUCCACGCCAUGGCUGCACGGACUGUGCCCCACGCCUACCCCAUGAGUUCCGAGUACGAGUUUGCCAACCCCAGCAAGAUCUACGACCAGAACUUUGGAGAAGGCGUCUCCCCCUGCGAGCUCUUAGCCCCUGCCCUGUACCACGGCUACUACAUCAGACCUCGGAUCAACAAGCAGCUGGAGAGAGGCACCUCGGAGGUCAGCCUGAACGAGCACAAGUUCCAGGUGUUCCUGGACGUCUGCCACUUCCUGCCGGACGAGCUCUCGGUGCGCACCGUCGACAACCUGCUGGAGGUGGUGGGGCAGCACCCGCAGAAGGCUGACCGCCACGGCUUCAUCUCCAGGGAGUUCACCAGGACCUACAUCCUGCCGCUGGAUGUUGACCCUUUGCUGGUCAGAGCCACCUUGUCCCACGAUGGCAUCUUAAGCAUCGUGGCCCCCCGGACAGGGAAGGAGGUGAAAGCCAGAGUCAAUGAGGUGAAGAUAAGCCAAGAGGAGCCGCCGGCGGGGAAAGGAGAGCAGCCUGAGGAAAGAAAAGGGAAAGAAGAGUCCUAAAGGCUCCAGAUUUGGGCUUGCACGGGGAUGGGAGGUGGGAGGGGGGAUGGGGAAUCCGUGGUGCCAGGCGCCUGUUUCUCACCGUCAGUGUUUAGCAGGGCUGUGAGGCAGCCAAAUAGUUGGCAGAGCUCUGCUUUUUAAGGCUGAUGGCUGGAGAAAGGGAUUUGGGAGUGGAGAAACGAGAGGGAGACUGAAGUGUGAGUGCAAAGCAGUGUAGCUCAAGGCUUCUCCCAGGUCAAGUGAUCGCUGAGCACCGUGCAGAGUGCUCUUCUCCCACCCCAAAAAGCAAGGGUCACUCUUGCCCCAAACUGUGAGGCUGUGCUGUGCCACAGUGGACUUUUAAUAGCUGCUGUGCUCUAGCCCAGAAGGGUGCUGGGAAGAGGGAAGAGUUGGUUCCAGUUCCUCACUUCUGAGCUGGUGGCUGACUUUGGUGGAGGUGGAAGGUGCUUGUUGGUCUGUAAAAGUGCCUGCAGCUCUCAGGAGGAAGGAGGAAUAAACCAGCCUCUGAUCUUCA